Messenger RNA from Penicillium soppii, 1689 nucleotides. RefSeq names its product acyl--CoA ligase. The record is from RefSeq and is a predicted model, not a curated record. The coding region runs from base 1 to 1689 and encodes 562 amino acids. Gene Ontology annotation, biological process: secondary metabolic process. Gene Ontology annotation, molecular function: CoA-ligase activity. NCBI's taxonomy places the organism in Eukaryota, Fungi, Ascomycota, Eurotiomycetes, Eurotiales, Aspergillaceae. The transcript has 3 exons.
AUGCCCGUCUCCUCCAACUACCCCCCAAUCGACAUCCCAGCCGUAGACCUGUGGACAUUCCUCUUCGAACGCAAAGACAGACCUUACCCCGACGAAAAGAUCCUCUACCAAGAUGCCGAAACCAAGCGCCACUACACCUACAAAUCGCUCCGCGAGGCCUCGCUAGACUUCGGCAAGGGCCUGCGCGCCGUCUACGACUGGAAAAAAGGUGACGUGCUUGCCCUCUUCACGCCAAACAGCAUCGACACUCCCGUCCUAAUGUGGGGCACGCUUUGGGCCGGCGGCGUCAUCUCCCCCGCAAAUCCGGCUUACACGGUCGACGAGCUGGCAUUUCAGCUGAAGAACUCCGGUGCGAAGGGUCUCGCGACGCAGGCGUCUGUCUUGGCUGUUGCCAAGCAGGCCGCGAAGAAGGCCGGCAUGUCGGAGGAUCGUAUUAUCUUGAUUGGGGAGCAGCGGGAUCCAGAUGCCCGCAUAAAGCAUUUCACUUCUGUGCGUAAUAUUUCGGGUGCUACGCGCUACCGGAAACAGAAGGUUGCGCCGGAGAAGGAUGUUGCGUUCUUAGUUUAUUCUUCUGGGACGACCGGCGUGCCGAAGGGUGUGAUGUUAUCCCAUCGGAAUAUCGUGGCCAAUAUCUUGCAGCAGGUUACUGGUGAGGGGGGAAACUUGAGCUGGGAUGGGGGUCCUGAUGGGAAGGGGGAUCGGGUUCUGGCGUUUUUGCCGUUCUAUCACAUCUAUGGGUUGACUUGUUUAAUUACUCAAGCCCUAUACAAGGGUUACCACCUUGUUGUCAUGGCCAAAUUUGACAUUGAGAAGUGGUGCGCUCACGUGCAGAACUACCGCUGCACAUUCAGUUAUAUCGUCCCUCCCGUGGUGCUGCUAUUGGGCAAGCACCCGGUAGUUGACAAGUAUGACCUGUCGAGCCUGCGCAUGAUGAACUCCGGCGCUGCCCCGCUUACACAGGAAUUGGUGGAGGCAGUCUACUCGCGCAUCAAGGUCGGCAUCAAGCAAGGCUACGGACUCAGCGAGACCAGCCCCACCACCCACUCGCAGCAGUGGGGGGAUUGGCGCGAAGCUAUUGGUUCCGUCGGCCGUUUGAUGCCUAACAUGCAAGCCAAGUACAUGACCAUGCCUGAGGAUGGCUCUGAGCCAAAGGAAGUUCCGGUGGGCGAGGUGGGCGAGCUAUACUUGAGUGGCCCUAACGUUUUCCUCGGCUACCAUCAGAACCCGGAGGCAACCAGGGGUUGUCUUUCUGAAGAUGGCUGGUUCCAGACUGGUGACGUUGGUUUCCAGGAUGUGAAGGGCAACUUUUUCAUUACCGAUCGUGUUAAGGAGCUUAUCAAGUACAAGGGCUUCCAGGUGCCUCCUGCCGAGCUGGAGGGACUUCUGGUUGACAGUGACGCCAUCGAUGAUGUUGCUGUCAUUGGUAUUGAGAGUGAAGCGCACGGCUCAGAGGUUCCUUUGGCUUGUGUUGUUCGCAGCGCAAAGAGCAAGUCGUCUGGUGCGAACGAAAAAGACGAAGCGGAGAAAAUCAUCAAGUGGCUGGAUAGCAAGGUCGCCCACCACAAGCAUCUACGUGGUGGUGUACAGUUUGUCGAUGAGAUCCCCAAGAACCCAAGCGGAAAGAUCCUGCGUCGUGUGCUGAAGCAGAAGUUCAAGGACAUAGCCAAUGCACCCAAGGCCAAGCUUUAG